AUGCUAAGGUUUGGGGUUUUGCGUUGCUCUAAAUCAUUUGUUCUAAGGAGCCGAUUUAAGUCGCCGUCUUUAUCGUUAUUGCAAAGAUCAACUAUUCUAUCCUCAUCGAGUGUUCGUUUCAAUUCCACCACCACUACCAGCACUGACGCAGCAUCAGAAAUCAAGGAUAAAUUGGUUUCGUUUAGCGAUGAGGUCUCUAAUGCACAGUCUGCGGAAGUUACGACCCAUUUACACUCUGACCAACUUGGAUACUUACAAUCGAUUGGCUUAGGAGAAGGAUGGGGACCAACAAGUAUAGUUGAAAAUUUGCUUGAAGUUUGUCAUGUAUACACUGGAUUACCAUGGUGGGGCACUAUUGCAGCUGUGACUAUUGCUGUGAGAGUAGUUAUAUUCCCACUUUAUGUCAAGGCAAGUUCUAAUGCCACUAAGAUGUCCAAGAUUAAACCACAAUUGGAUGAAAUAAUGAGAGACUUGAAGGACGAAGCAAAUGAAUCUAUGCAAGACAAGAUGAGACUCAUGGAGAAAAGGAAAAGACUAAUGAAAGAAAACGACGUUUCAACAAUGGCUUCGUUUGCUCCUCUUGUUCAAGUACCUUUAGCUUACGGGUUUUUCCAAGCCUUGAGAAAAAUGGCCAAUUACCCAGUUGAGGGAUUCCAAGAUCAGGGUAUAUUAUGGUUUCCGGAUUUGAGUGCGGUUGAUCCGUAUUUGGGAUUACAGACGAUUGCCGCAUUAGCUGUGAUUAUUGUUGUGAGAAUGGGUGGUGAAACGGGACAACAUGCAAUGGCUAAAAGUAUGAAACAGGUGAUGACAGUGGUUCCAUUAGCAUCUAUUCUCAUUACAAAGGGUUUUUCGGUAGCUGUUGUAUUGUAUUUUGCAAUCAACUCGAUAUUGUCAUUAGUACAAAGCUUAAUGUUUAAAAACGCAACAAUGAGGCGUGUUUUGGGAAUGCCAAAGAAAUUCACGACUCACGAAUUAAAUGAUCAGGCUCGAUUGAGUAAAACAGACACUUCGAUCAAGGAUGUGUUUAGUAAUUUCCUUGAAGACUCAAAGAAGAAUACGCUUAAGAAGGCAAGAGAUAUGGAGAAGAAAAUGGAGAUUACUGCAAAGAGGAAAAAUAGUGAGUACGAUGGAUAUAUAAAGAAGAGGAGGUGA
This is a messenger RNA of Lodderomyces oxycetoniae, 1152 nucleotides long. Its product is annotated as membrane insertase. Gene Ontology annotation, cellular component: mitochondrial inner membrane. Gene Ontology annotation, molecular function: membrane insertase activity. Gene Ontology annotation, biological process: protein insertion into mitochondrial inner membrane from matrix. The transcript has a single exon. The coding region runs from base 1 to 1152 and encodes 383 amino acids. The record is from RefSeq and is a predicted model, not a curated record. NCBI's taxonomy places the organism in Eukaryota, Fungi, Ascomycota, Pichiomycetes, Serinales, Debaryomycetaceae.